GCCACCGUAUUCUUUAAAAACAUAGAUUUUUUCCAGCAGACGGGCUGAAGUGUGUCAGAUGUGAGUCUGUCCAGCCUCCGUGGCCGGUAUGAGCGCGUUGACAGCGGCGAGGCUGAUUGCAGGGUAUUUAUCAAAUCAUGGCCUCUUUAAAAAGAGCGAACACCUGGGAGGUUUCGGACUCGGAGGGAGAACAAACCCCGUCCGGACCGGGCGGACACAGUCCAGCUAAAGAUGACGACCAUUUGGACCUCCACAGUAAAACUGAGACCAGCAGUUCAGAGCCGCACUGUAAAACUAAGACGGUCAGUUUGGACCCCCACUCUAAAGCUAAGACGGUACGUUCGGACCCCCCCUGUAGAACUGAGACCAACAGUUCGGACCCCCACUGUAAAACUAACACAGUCAGUUUGGACCCUCCCAGAAAAACCAAGACAGUACGUUCGGACCCGCACUGUAAAACUAAGAUGGUCAGUUUGGACCCCCACUGUAAAACUGAGACCAACAGUUCGGGCCACCAAAGUAAACCCAAGACAGUCAGUUCAGACCCCCACUGUGAAGCUGACCCGGUCAGACUGGACAGUUUGAUCCCUCAGGGGGUCCGCGGCUCUCGGGCCCCUUCCGUCAGCCCUGGGAGGAAGAGGAGGACUCAGGAGGAGAGAGAGCAGGAGCGAGCGAGAGUAGAGGAGAGGAGAGCGGAGAGAGAGAGAGCGCGAGCGGAGAGGGAGAGAGCGAAGGAGGAGAAGCGGCAGGAGCAGCGGUGGAGGAGGGAGGAGGCGGAGAGGGUGAGGAGUCUGAAACCGGAGAACUGUCUGAGGAGUCUGAAGGUGCACGUCCACCCAGUGUUGCUGCAGGACUGCGGGUGUGACGUGUUAUUGGGGGCUUUGGGUGGAUUAGAGUGGAGUCACUGUAUAGAGGAGCACAGCCUCACCCACAGCAUCAGCUGGACCAGGCAGACAGCCCAGGUUCAUGGUGAGGAUGGUGCUGGUGUGGUGGCUGAAGAUCAGGUGCUGAUGGUGAUCUCUCAGAGAGAGUUUAUGGACAUGGUGACCUCCAUUAAACAGGAACUGAUUGGUGGAUCUGAGGGGGCGGAGUCUCUGUUUCAGCCGCUCUCUGAAUAUCUGAACCAUAACUCAGGAACAGUCGUCUCACUGCUGGUGACCGGAGCACAACACACUCAGCGAGGCUCAUGGAAUGAUGAUGAUGAUGGUGUUGAUGAUGAUGUCUGUCCUCGCUCUCAACUGGGCCUCCAGGACAUCGACAUUGAGGAGAUGCUGGUGUACCUGCAGCUGUUCAAGAACGUGUCAGUCCACUUCCUGUUCGGCUGGCGGGAGGUGACGCAGUACGUGUGUGCUGUUACGAAGGCCUUGUCCAAACGACCUUUCAAAGCGCUAUGUGACAGUACUGAUCUGGGCUUCUGUCUGGACGGCUCCUGGUCCGGAGGAGUGCGUGUGGAUGGAAGUGGACGGGGCCUCGUUCAGGUGUGGACAAGGCAGAUUCAGCAGCUCAACCGGGUCAGCGCUGCCAUGGCAACAGCUGUGACCUCUGCCUACCCGUCACCCUCCCUUCUACUGCAGGCAUAUGAAGAGGCGAAAUCAGAAGAAGAGCAACGUAAACUAUUGGCUGAUCUGACUGUGAAGGGCGGGGCUAAAGAGAGGCGUGUCGGACCCGACCUGUCAAAUCGUGUGCAUCGGCUCAUGACGUCCCAGAAUCCUCAGCUGGUGCUGGACUAGUGGAGCCGGAGGAAGACGAGAGGAAGGUGUUUGAAGAGCGUCGGUCUCGAGCCACCACAGUGAAACACGUCUGAACUUCACCGUCCACCAGAGAACCACUGACCGUUCCCACACUGCAUGUUUUGUUUGGAGACGUUCCUCCUCGUCAAGACGUCGCUUCAAGAUCAACGUACAGAUGUUGCCUUAACAAAACCAUGAACGUGACGUGACGCCGAAACAACAAAGAAAGGACCUUCGACAGACGAAUACAAGGCUGUCUCUGCUUGCACAGAAGUUCAUCCGCACUACAGCAAUUUACUGUUUCUUUAUUGACCGAUAUUAUGUUGUGUUAAUAAGGGGUUAAUUAACGCAAGUUUCCUUUUGUAUCUGCUUUAUUGUUUAGUCUUGAUUUUCUUUUCUGUCCGAACAAUAACAUCAGUAAGAAAAUGUGCAAAGAUUAUAUAAAAGUGCACUACAGAGUUCAUGCAGUUUACUACUCAGUUUGACUGAUAUGAUGAACAAAAAGGUUUACAAACAAUAAUAAAAAGUGCUCAGGUAAUCUCA
This is a messenger RNA of Pygocentrus nattereri (red-bellied piranha), 2273 nucleotides long. It is a transcript of the gene eme2, whose product is annotated as crossover junction endonuclease EME1. The transcript is spliced from 10 exons. Gene Ontology annotation, cellular component: Holliday junction resolvase complex; nucleus. Gene Ontology annotation, molecular function: DNA binding; nuclease activity. Lineage: Eukaryota; Metazoa; Chordata; Actinopteri; Characiformes; Serrasalmidae. The record is from RefSeq and is a predicted model, not a curated record. The coding region runs from base 138 to 1730 and encodes 530 amino acids. Gene Ontology annotation, biological process: double-strand break repair; resolution of meiotic recombination intermediates; replication fork processing.